Molecule: messenger RNA, 1951 nt
Organism: Gastrolobium bilobum
Lineage: Eukaryota; Viridiplantae; Streptophyta; Magnoliopsida; Fabales; Fabaceae
Exons: 3
Source: RefSeq, a predicted model, not a curated record
AUGCGUGUAAGAAUCAAUCAGCUUGUUCGUGAGCUUGGAUCAAAGAGGAAAGAGAUUGAUACUCUCACAUGGAUGAUGAGAGAAAGCAAUUUGGAGAUUGAAAAGAAAGAGAAGAAGCUUGAAGGAGUGAAGGACCUUGAGUCAAUGAAGAAGCAACACGAAGGGCAAGUGAAAAAGCUCGAGUCGAAAGAGAAGCAAUAUGAAGGGCAAGUGAAGGAGCUGGCUUCGAAAGAGAAGCAAUUUAAAGAACGAUCGAAUGAGCUCUCUUCAAAAGAGAAGCAACUUAACAAACGAUCGAAUGAGCUCUCUUCAAAAGAGAAGCAACUUAACAAACGAUCGAAUGAGCUCUCUUCAAAAGAGAAGCAACUUAAUGAACGACUGAAUGAGCUCUCUUCAAAAGAGAAGCAAUAUGGAGACCAAGUGAAGGAGCUCAAGUCAAAAGAGAGACAAUUCGAAGAACAAGUGAAGGAUAUUGAAGGCCAAGUAAAGGAGCUCGAGUCAAAAGAGAAGCAAUUUCAAGUUCAAGUGAACGAGCUUGAAUUAAUACAGAAGCAUUUUGAAGGCCAAGUAAAGGAGUUUGAUUCAAAAGAGAAGCAAUUUCAAGGUCAAGUGAAGGAGCUUGAGUCAAAAGAGAAGCAGUUUCAAGGCCAAGUAAAGGAGUUUGACUCAAAAGAGAAGCAGUUUCAAGGUCAAGUGAAGGAACUUGAAUCAAAACAAAAGCAUUUUGAAGGCCAAGUAAAGGAACUUGAGUCAAAAGAGAAGCUGUUUGUAGGCCAAAUGAAGGAUCUUGAGUCCAAAAAGAAUCAAUUUGAAGGGCAAGUGAAGGAACUUGACUUGAAAGAGGCACAAUUUAUAGUGAAACUAAAGGAGCUCGAGUCAAAAGAGAGACAGUUUGAAGGACAACUAAGGGAACUUGAUUUAAAAGAGAAGCAAUAUGAAUCAUUAAGAAAAUCAUUUGAAGAGGAAAAAGUGUUGAUCAAGAAGUCCAAUAUCCUCCUUCAUCAAGUAGAGACUGAGCAGCUGUAUUUUAAAGAUGCUGACAGUGUAAGCAACAGCAAGGAUUUACAAUUGCUUUUUAAUCUUCUGAAAAAAUAUGAGUUGCUGUGUAGUCAAGUCUCUGAUGUUCUUCACACAUCAGCUGACCCUGCUAAGUUGGUGCUAGAUACAAUAAAAGGUUUUCAUUCUCCUCAAUUGAGGCAAGAACUUAUUGAAUAUGAUGCAAAUAUUUUAAGGAGAAUAUGCAGUAGUUUUUUGAUGGAUGAAUUAAAGAAGUCUUCACCAGUAACUAGUUUGCAUGUGAAACAAGAAGCUAUGAAAUUGGCAAGUGACUGGAAGGUGAAUAUAGCUGCAGGUGAUAAGGAUUGUUUGGGGGUCCUAGAUUUUUUGAAGUUUGUUGCUACUUAUGAGAUUGGUUCAUCUUUCAAUGAAAAUGAACUUCAGAAUCUUCUAGACAUAAUUGCCCACCAUUGUCAGACUCCACAAGCCCUUGGUUGUAUUGAAAAACUACAAGAACAGCUGAUGAGAAUGUCACCACGUAUUGAACCUCAUGUAAGAGAAGAGGCAGUGAAGCUAGCACUUGAUUUGAGAGAAGAGGCAAUGAAGCUAGCACUUGAUCUGAAAGCUAACAUGAGAGCUAAUACUGAAAAUUCUUUGGUGGUUUUGGGUUUUCUACUGCUCUUGUCUGUUUAUGGAUUAGUUUCUUAUUUUAAUGAAGAUGAAGUUUUAAAGCUUUUUGAAUUUGCUGCACAACACAAGCAAGCUGUUUCGCUGUUUCGGACCCUUGGUUUUGUGGAUAAAAUCUCUGAUUUUGUUCAGAAUCUUGUCCAGAACCAGCAGCAUAUUGAAGCUGUUAGAUUCAUUUGUGCAUAUAAGUUGGCUUACAAGAUCCAACCAGUUGAUCUAUUGCGACAACAUAUGCUGAAAGCUAAACUGAUUUCCAAGAGAAUUUGCC